Nymphaea colorata (pocket water lily) is the source of this 3076-nucleotide messenger RNA. RefSeq names its product PHD finger protein At1g33420. The record is from RefSeq and is a predicted model, not a curated record. The transcript is spliced from 5 exons. NCBI's taxonomy places the organism in Eukaryota, Viridiplantae, Streptophyta, Magnoliopsida, Nymphaeales, Nymphaeaceae. The coding region runs from base 550 to 2631 and encodes 693 amino acids.
AUUUUAUUUCGCUGGGUGGCCUUUUUCGUCUGUUCUGUUCCUUGCCAAACAGAGAGAGAGAGAGAGAGAGAGGCGCGUGAAGGAGGAAGCAAAAGGGUUUUCGAAAACCGCCUUUUUUUUUCAAAACCGCUUUCUUCUUUAAAUACCGGAGCGAAAAACAGGGAAAAAGAUAACCUCAGAAAAACCGGGUUUCCUGAACCGCCUUCCUUCACCAAACGCAAGAAAGACGAACAUCGAACGAAGAUUUUUGCCCCUAAUUAGGGUUUCAGCCUUCCUCCGGACCCCCAACUUCUGCCAGAGAAGAGAGAGUUUGAGAGAGGGAGAUCUGUUGGUUUUGUUUUCUUUUUGAUCUGCAAAAAAGAUUCCGACCAAAACUAAAUUAAGAAGGGGAAGAGGAAAACCGGGGAGAUCUUCACGUUGAUUUCGUGAGACCCUUCGCUCCGAAUAGAAAUCUAAACCUAAACUUCGAAACCAACGAACCGAAAGAAUUUUGACAGGCGAGGAAUCGAGGAAGCCCACAUCGAACAAGGAUCGACGCGUCCCGCAGCGAUGGUGGUCAACAACCCGAGGCCGUGCAAGAGGCUCAAGAGGAGGGUGACGGCCGAGCUAUUCGACCUUCGCGGCUUCCCCCCUCCCGGCUUCGCCGAUCUAUACGGUCCCGCGCCCUUCCGCACAAGCAUCCGAUCCUUCCUGUCGAGGUUCGUGGGUUCCCCCCAGACGCCGGCCUCGCUCCUCCCGUCCCCAAAUCUGAGGGCUUGGCAGAUCGUCUUCCAGGUCGGUGGGGGGGAGAUCGACGGCGGAGCUGCCGCCGUCACGCUCAACGUCGUCGAGGAAGACGUCUCUCUGUCCAGAUCCGUCUAUUGCGACCACUGUCGCGUCGUCGGGUGGAGCUCACAUCCUGUGUGUAACACUCGUUAUCACUUCAUCAUUCGAGCAGACAACAGUUCCUUGGAUGGGUAUCCGCAAACAUGUACGGGGUGUGGAUCAUGCCUCCCUUCUCUCAAUUCAAGGUGUAAAUCGUGUCGUCACCAGAUAACUGCGAAUGAUCUGGAAGACUGGGCUUACCUUCAGUUGGACAAUCCAACUCACCUGUUGCAUGGAGUUGUCCACUCCAAUGGCUACGGUCACCUUCUUAGAGUCAAUGGACGAGAAGGUGGCUCUAAGCUUCUAUCAGGAUGUGAAAUCUUGGACUUCUGGGAUAGGCUAUGCAACAUGCUUAGAGUCAGGAAGGUAAGCGUGAUGGACGUCUCAAAGAAAUAUGGUCUGGAGUUUCGGUUGUUAAACGCAGUGGCCAAAGGCCGUCCUUGGUACGGCAAUUGGGGCUAUGAAUUUGGUGCUGGGAGCUUUGCAAUCUCCAUUGAUUCAUACUUUCAAGCUGUACGUGCAAUCUCCAGUAUCCCUCUGGAGCCAUUCCUUGUAGAGGAACGGUCCCGUCGCACGCCACUAUAUGAUAUCAUUUUCUUCUAUUCCUCCCUCUCCACGAGUCCCUUGUCUACCCUCCAGGAUUUAGUACUCUAUAUCAUGACUUUGGUGCAUGAAGCACGUAGUCAAUCCUCUACUGCCUCUAAAAAGCCAGUAGGGACGGAGUUGAGCAGGUGGAGGGCGGACGACUUGAGCCAAAUAGAGAGAGCCCUUAUGAAGGUCCUUCAGGUGGCGACUACCUCUAGCUGGGUAUCAUACAAGAGUCUGGGAGGUGCCAUUAGCCGAGCAAGAGAUCCAGAAUUGGUGGAUUUUUGCUUGAAACGUUUGCCAGGAAGAACAGUAGGAGACAAAGUUGUUUGCUCGCAGUUCAACCCAGCAACAAAAACUCUCGAGUACAGGUUGCAAGCAAGAGAUAUUGUUCUUGGCAAGUCGGAAUCUUGUGUAACUGCUGUACCUUCGGAAGAGCACCUGCUCCACGAUCUUAGGUAUGUGUACGAAUCACUAGUACAUCCACAAACGAUGAUGAACUACAGGCCGUUAGAGACAAGGGCACUCGCCAUGGAUUCUGCUCGUAAGCUGCUAGAUUGCAAGCAGUUUGUGAAGAGUUUUGAAGCCGAAUAUCGCAAAGAGCAACACUGUAAUCCAUUCAUUACCACCUUGUUGUGCAAGGUUGAGCUGAUUGAUCAACCUGAGGGUUUCAUAUCACCUCCACCAGAGCUCAUCAAUCUUCCAAAAUCUGCAACAUUGUCUGAUCUGAAGCUUGAAAUUACCAAGUGUUUUAGGGAUGUGUACAUAUUUUUCAGGCAGUUUCAGGUGGAGGAGCUGCCUGACUUUCGGCACAUAGAUGAUUCCAGUCAGCUGAGUUUGCAUUGCAGCAGCCUUAAGACCCCAAUAGUUGCUCGAGGAAGAUGCCCUGUCAACAGGAGCUUCUUUCAGUUUAUAAUGGAAAGGGGAACUGAUAGUUGGACGGUAGAUUGCCAAUGUGGUGCACAGGAUGAUGAUGGUGAACGGAUGUUGGCUUGUGACGUAUGCGGGGUGUGGCAGCACACUCGUUGUGUUGGUAUUCCAGAUUUUGAAGAAGAACCAACAAAAUUCGUUUGCAAAAAGUGCGGUGGUUGCCAUAAAAGGAGCCUAGGAGGAGGAAGCUGCAAGCAAACUGCAAGGCCCAGAGCCAAGCUCGAGGGCUUAUCAAUCUCUAAAGUCAGAUGAAGUUUCAUGGGUGAUGAUGGACAACGAAUGUUGCGGGUUGUGGCACCACACUCAGUGUGGCUAUUCCAGAUUUUGAAGGAUCAGCAAAACUUGUUUGCAAUAAGUGCAGUUGUUGCCAGAAACGGGACCUUGGAGGAGGAAGCUGCAAGCAAACCGCGAGGGCCAGAUCAAGCUCGGGGCUUAUCAAUCUCUAGAGUCGGAUGAUGUUCCGCCAUCUGAGAAUAGUGGGAGACAACGUUGUAAAUAGUGAGCGGACUAGUUGCGCGAUCCUGCAACUUGGCGAGAAUGUAAAAACGCUUAGAGAAAAGAAUUAAAAAUCUUGAAAUGAAGAAGGAGCUUUCCCAUGACACGUUGAACAAAAACAAUUUUUUUAUAAUUUGUUUGGCAAAGUAUUCGAGUUCGAACUAAAUAAAUAACGCCUCCUUCAUGGUGAAACUGCUAUCAA